Astyanax mexicanus (Mexican tetra) is the source of this 1566-nucleotide messenger RNA. RefSeq names its product tripartite motif-containing protein 16-like. Gene Ontology annotation, molecular function: protein binding. Lineage: Eukaryota; Metazoa; Chordata; Actinopteri; Characiformes; Acestrorhamphidae. The record is from RefSeq and is a predicted model, not a curated record. The transcript is spliced from 3 exons. The coding region runs from base 1 to 642 and encodes 213 amino acids.
AUGAAUCCCUCAUUAACUGCUGUCGCCAUUUUCCCUUAUGCUCAAUUGAAGGAAGUGCAGAUCAUUCUUCCUCCUGAACCCAAAAGCAGAGAAGAGUUUCUGCAGUAUUCCUGUCAGCUCACACUGGAUCCAAACACAGCCAAUAAAUACCUCCUCCUGUCUGAGAGGAACACAGUGGUGACCCACAGCAACACAGUCCAACCAUAUCCUGACCAUCCAAACAGAUUUGAUGGACGUGCUCAGGUUCUGUGUAGAGAGAGUGUGAGUGGACGCUGCUACUGGGAGGUUGAGUGGAGAGGAGAUGGAGGGGUUAAUAUAGCAGUGUCUUAUAAAAGCAUCUCCAGGAAGGGAUCAGGCAAGGAGUGUAGGUUUGGAUGUAAUGAUCAGUCUUGGAAAUUGUUCUGUGAUUCCUCCAUUUACACAUUCAGAUACAAUAACAGAGAUACUGAAAUCUCUGGAGUGCCCGUCUCCUCUAGAGUAGGAGUGUAUGUGGAUUACAGGGCAGGAACUCUGUCCUUCUACAGCAUCUCUGAUACCAUGACCCUCAUCCACAGAGUCCAGACCACCUUCACUCAGCCGCUCUACGCUGGGUUUUGGUUGAGCUCCGACUCAUCAGUAAAUCUUUUACUUUCAGCAAAAUAGAUGAACAUGCAGAACAAAGGGAAGAGCUGGAUGAGAUCAGAUAAGAACUGCAGAAUCUAGACUGUAGAGCUGAUCAAAUAAAGUUAUAAUAGUGCUGGGAGAUAUUGUUAAUAUAAAUAAUCAUAAUUCUGAACGGUAAUUACGUCUGUCUCAGAUUAGAACUGCAGGUACAUUUCCUGUAUGGAAAGAUUUAUUCAGAUUUAGCGUUAAAUAGUUUAAACCGUUUAUAUCAUUAACAGAGCUCACAGUAACAGAGUUCAUAUUUUAAACUUCAUAUUACAGAAUUUUAUUAAUUUUUAACACAUUAUCAUUUAUUAUAAACUGAAUGAAAGAUCACAAUAAAAUGUUUAAAUUAUUAUACUGUUGUUUUAUCCUCAACAUUUUUGUAUUUAAACAAAGAGAGAGGAAAUCUGUGUGUUAAUGCUUUAACUUUAAUUUUACAAUUAAUGUAAUAUCAAAAGGAAAGAACAAAAUAUACACAACAUAUAGUCAAAUAUAAUAGAAAAUAUACAUUUAACUUACUAUACACUACACACAUUAACUUACACUAUGAAACACAGUUUUACAAUAUUGCACUGUUGAUUGUUGCUUAAAUUUAAUAUAUUUAUCAUCGCUGUCACAUAAAAACAUUAUAUCUCUAAAGUAUCAACUUUACAUUUCUAUUUGCCCUUUCAUCAGGAAAUAUUGACACAGUAUGAAGAUAAAGUAUAAACAUAAGAUACAGUAGACAUAAGGUGUUUGUGUUACAGCAGUUUUAAACUAAUUAAUCUAAUAUAUGUGCUUCUAUGUUGAGUUAAUUUAUUUGAGCAUGUUAUCAUUUAACUCUACACAGUUCUCUGUAUUAAUUUGAUUUUAUUUGUAAUGUACUCAGAUUGUAUUCCUGUAAUCUUGUAAUGUUGUGGGGUAUAUCUUAUAAAUAAUAAA